Molecule: messenger RNA, 593 nt
Organism: Paramecium primaurelia
Lineage: Eukaryota; Ciliophora; Oligohymenophorea; Peniculida; Parameciidae
Source: the annotation of a GenBank genome assembly
GAAGGAAAUUAAGUUUAUUAUGAUAAUGUUAAUUUAACAAUUGUUUUUAUUCAUGGGAGAUUUCACAAAAUUGUCAAAGAAUAAAAUCAAGUCAGAUACAGUAUAUCAAUUAAUGAUGAUACUGGAAUUCUAAAAGUUACUUAUUUUGCAAAUAAAUAAAAUGAAGAUCCAAUUUUAAAAUUAAUAGAAGAAGGGAAGUAUGUUUAUAUUAUAAUUUAAUAGAGAUGAUCCUUCAUAUUAUUAUAAAUUCAUAAUUUAAAUAAAAAUAUUUAAAGAUGCUCCUUAUUUUAUAUUACAACAUUAUUUAACAUCUAAUGUAUCAGAUUGGAUGUAUCAUACAAUGAAAGUAAUUGAAAUUGAAGUAUAAUCUCGACCACCAAUUGAUUGGAAAUAAUUAAAGGAUGAACCUUUAGAGAAAUAGAUUGAAGGAUACAUCAGACACAAUAAAAGAGUAAAUAUUGGACAAUUACUAAAAAAAUUUAAUUGUUCUUUAUAAUAAUUGAAAGUGUUAAUAGAUUAAUUGAAAAAGCGUUCAGCCAUAGCUGAAUGUUUAAAUAAGGAAACAUUUAGAAUAGUUAAUUGAAUUAAAAUUU